Caenorhabditis briggsae is the source of this 402-nucleotide messenger RNA. Bases 1 to 402 code for a protein of 133 amino acids. The record is from RefSeq and is a predicted model, not a curated record. The transcript is spliced from 2 exons. NCBI's taxonomy places the organism in Eukaryota, Metazoa, Nematoda, Chromadorea, Rhabditida, Rhabditidae.
AUGGCUUACUUAUUUGGACUCGGUGAUGGUAUUCUGAUUGCUUUGGGGAUUAUCCUGGUGGCAGUGUCGCUGUGUAUUGUGAACAGACGAUCGAAAGAAUUAUCAUCCAUUCUGAACUACGUCUUCAUCGCUACUCUUCUCCUCCUCUUAUUGUACUGGUGGCCAGUGAAAAAAGUGAAUGAGCCGCUAAUUGACGAGCAGAUCAAAACCGACAUCAUCCUCAUUCCCCGAAUUGUAUUCUUUAUUUUUCUCCCAUUCUUUCUCAUAUAUCUCAUCAAUUUGUAUGUCCGCCACAACCUAUUCAACAUUGUUAGAGCACAAUCGACGGCGAGUAGACAUGCCAAACCUUGGCUGAUUGAAGCAAAGAUUAGAAGUAGACGUGACGGCGGAAAAUCGAAAUAA